Molecule: messenger RNA, 1134 nt
Organism: Patella vulgata (common limpet)
Lineage: Eukaryota; Metazoa; Mollusca; Gastropoda; Patellidae
Product: translocon-associated protein subunit alpha
Exons: 10
Coding region: 115-1017 (300 amino acids)
Cellular component (GO): endoplasmic reticulum membrane; endoplasmic reticulum
Source: RefSeq, a predicted model, not a curated record
CUCAUAAUGACAUCCCUUUCCGGUAGAUAUUUGGGAGCCGGUCAACGAUAGAAGAAGACGGAUGAAUAAAUCCUCCCACAUCUUAAUAACUUCUGCAUAAUUAUAUUUUUCAAGAUGUUGGGCUUAUGUAGAAAUAGUUUAAUUCUUCUUCUCUUACUUUUACCCACCGCUGUGAUAUUUGUAGGACAAGGUGGAAGAAGUAGUAUUUUAGUUUAUGCAGAAGAAGCAGGAGAUGUACUUGAAGGUGAAGAUGAUGAUGCCACUGUAGACUCGGAUGAACCGGUUGCUGAUGAUGGUGCAGAAAGUGAUCUCACUGCUACUGAAAAGGAGGAAGAUGACACACGGUUAAAACCUUCACCACAUGUUGAUACUAUUAUACAUUUUGUUAGACCUAACAAACCUUCAGAACUACCAGCUGGUAGACUAGUCAGAUUAUUGGUUGGUUUUACCAAUAAUGGAGAAUCAGACUUUGUUGUUGAGAGUAUGGAUGCUUCAUUCCGAUACCCACAAGAUUACUCGUUUUACCUACAAAAUUUUACUACUGUAGGAUAUUCCCAAGUUGUUGAACCUAAAAGACAAGCUACAUUCGAAUAUGGAUUUACUCCCAGUGAUGCCUUUAGUGGACGACCAUUUGGUCUCUCAAUUAUGUUAAAUUACAAAGAUUCUAAUGGUGCAGAAUUUGCAAAUGCUAUUUAUAAUGAAACUAUUACAGUAGUUGAACCUGAAGAAGGGUUAGACGCUGAAACGCUAGAAAAAAGGAUGCAGAGCUUUUUCUUGUAUGUGUUUUUAGCAGCUGCUGUUGUGUUAUUGUUAAUUGGUGCUCAACAAUUGAUGGCUUCUUUCAAAAAAAAGCCAGCGAGGUCAAAAACACCAGUCGAAAUGGGGACUCAGAAUUCAGAUAUAGAUUACGACUGGAUCCCAAAGGAAGCCUUAAUAAAUCAUUCCCCAAGAAGAACCCCAAAGCAAUCCCCCCGCCAGCGUCGCUCAAAACGUUCAACGGGGUUCGGGGAAGAAUAAAUAAAUACAGCGGGGAGUUAGUCUUAAAAUUUUUAAUUAUUCCUAAGCGUGUUAAUUUCUCAUUUAUCACAAAUUUAAUUUUUUUCCAUAAUAAAAUUUAUAUUCAAUCCCGGAAAA